UUUAUAACAAAUCAGUUCUGCUCAACCCGGGACUAGAGGGCGUGGACGGUAGCAUGCAUUUUCACUACCGUCCAUGAACAGGCUCAAUCAAACCGAGCCUGCAACAUUUUCGGGGUUUUUUUCGCGUUGAGCGACCCGUGAAGUUUCCACUUUUUCUAUUUUAAUCCCUAAACAAACAAACAAACAGACAAAUCAUCCUUGUCUCUGAUAUUACAAUACAGGAGCUUAAUAUAUGAAACUGAAGUUUGAAGUUGGCAUCUAAAAUGAAUUAUUUAAUUUGUUUGACACAAACAGGAUAGAUAUAUUUAAAACUAUGGAAACUUGAAAUGCAAUACAUAUAUAUACUUUUUCUAGUACGAUACAUUUACAAAUUUGUAUAAAAUAAUCGAACAAUUUCGAACAAUAUAUUAUAUGUAAUGCAGCCAAAGUAAGUUUAAGCGUGUAACAAAAAUUCAUAAUUGGACUUAACAUCUCUGACCUAAAGAGUUGUGUUAUCGUUUUUUUUUUAAUUUUGAAUAUGAGUAGUUUAAGUAUAUAACUUCCAUCGAAGAAUUUUGAUAGGAAACUUAUUCCGCUACUCUUUGUGGUAUAAAUUUAAAGUAGCUAAAUGCGUCUCCCCUGUCUCUCGCAGAUUUUUGAAUUUCAUAUCUGAAAAGUCAAACUUCCAUUAAAUCAUCGCAUUAACAAUAUUAAACUACUGUCUGUUUCAAUUAAUUUAGUGCAUUUUUAUUCCCGUUUUAUUUUACAAAUUCAAUGACGCUGCAACUUAUGCACAUAUUACCACGUAAUGAGAUCCCAUCAACUAAAAAGGAAUAAAGACUUACUUUGCGGCGUUCAUUACGCUUCAUAUAUUUUAAGUUCAUUUUCCAACAGUAUUGUAGAUAUAUUUUUUGCAUUUAGCAGUGUUUAUAUUACGAUGCAAGUGUAACAUAAUGAGCAACAUGUUUUUUGUCUGCAAAACUAGCUUCAGUAUCUUAUCUUAGACUAGUAAAUCUUUUGAAGAUUACUAGGAUUUCUUUACUUGUACAGUCGAACUUCGAUGGCUCGAACUCGAGGGUCCUGUGGAAAUUAGUUCGUGUUUUCCGUUGUUCGAGCCAUCCAAAUGGCGGCCAUUUUGAAUUCGAGGGCAUGAUGUGUUACAAACCUUACACCGUAAUCAUAUUGUCAUAUUGUACCUAAAUGCGUGUACGAUACGAUGAUAAAUAAAAAACGAACGCUGAAAUAUGCUUUAUUAUUUAUUUUCAAACAUGACAUAGAUACGGAAAAAAAACACAGAUAAAACACUAAUAUAAUUAUAAGAAUUUGGUGAAGACAGCAUCAUACAGAAAGACAUGAAUAACAAACCUUUUUGAAUCAUAGUCCAGUACAAAUAUUAUCAAAUAUAUUGCUUUCCAGUAGCCGACUUAGCUAUCCCCACGUAUCGGGGUCCUUUACUAAGUUGUUCAGCCAUGCUAAAGCAGUAUGAAAGUUGACGUCGGAUCUCCCGUUUUUAUGCAGAAAAAAUAAAGACAGACGUAGUAUGUACAUUGCUCAAUCAUUUUAAAUAAUUUUAUUCGUAUAAAUCAAAGCCCAUUAAAGCAUUGCAGUGAACGAAAAUCACUUUGUUUAAUUUGUUUGUCGUAUACCGACGCAAAUUACGUAAGCGUGUGAAAAUUACGCACGCGCCGGUUAAAGGGGAAGCUUGGCGAAUGUCAGGCAAAAGUGUGAAAAACUUUGUAAAUACAAGCCAUCCCCGCAAAAAUUGUCUGUUCGACUGAAUAGGUGUAAUUAUCACUGUAAUUAAGCCAAGGGGACCACCAAAUGAAUUCGAGAGUUCGAAUUAUCGAAGUUCGAGCGAUCCGAGGUAGAACUAUAUAGAAUAAAGAAGGAAUAAAUUCGGGACCGGGCGAAGAAUUCGAGCGAUCCCGGGUGUUCGAAAGAUCCGAGUUCGAGCCAUUGAAGUUCAACUGUAUGUCUGAAUCAUGAAAUGGUAUCAUGUAUGUUAACCUGACAUCCGUUUAUUGUAAUUGUGGAAGAAAAUUGUUGAUAAUUUACGAUUAUAUAAACAUGCAUGAUAUCAUCUACAUUUGUCUGGUGAACAUUUAUAGUAAAUAACAUCGCGUCUGCAGUAACUGUUAUUAUAUGAAUGACAAUUAUGAAAUAUUUUCUAAGCUUUAGGAUGCCUGAUUAUGGCACUAAGAUCCACACUGGUGUAGACCGUAUCUAAGAGUUUCUAAUAUGCGUAUGCAACAGAAAUGUGUUAUCACUCACUGUACUGUAAUUAAGCAAUAGGGCUAAAACUUGUUGUCGGAAUAAUCUGCAAAAUGUGAAUACACAAACACAAAGAAUUUAGGAAAGCAUUUGGUGAAAUGUUUAAAUUGCUUACCCCUUUUUAUAAGCAGAGAGCAGCUGUUGUUUGUGUCAACUGAGAAAUAAUAUUGUAACACUGUAAUUGCAUAAAGUUGGUAGCAUGUAUACAACUUUUUUCUGUAUUAAAUAACAUUAUUUGAGAAAUAUCAUGCUAUCCAAUACUUCCAAUUGCUUAUUUUCUCUUAUAGGUAAUAUAUGUAUCUGCCAGAUGGCUAUGUUUUUAUUUGUUUACUUGUUGAUGUAGUAACAUUUGCUCUAGAAGAGGCCUCGGAUACAGUACUAAUAAACUUCAUUAACGAAUGUGAGUGGAGAGUAGGUUGGAAGGUACCUGCAGUGCUAUAAACGGAUUUUCAAUUUUAAGUACAGUCAAACUUGCUUGAGGGACCACGUUUACUUAAGGACCACUUGCAUUAUGAGAUCUGAAAUGUGCGCAACAACUGAAGUAGGAUACUGAAAUAUCUCACAAACGCCUCACAGUUGUAACGUCGUAUCGUGUAUUUGUGGUGUUGUCUAUUUCAUAAUUACUUUAUAUAACAACCCUAUUCGAAAAUGAAAAUGGAAGACAUAGUUUCUAAACUGAGAUUAGAUUCUACUGGAAAGCCUUGUAAUUCCUACAGUUUAAGCAAAUUGAAAGAGGGAGAUAAAAAGUAAUGACCGAGGUAAAAACAAUACCGAUCGAGGCAAAUGAGGCAGAAAAAAUGUCCGAGGCAAGACUUGUCUCGGUUGCUUCUAUAGUCGCUACGGCCAUGAUUGCACAUAUCAUAGUCGUUGUUUUUGUAAACUUUGUCAAAUAUUAACAAAACAAAAGCACGUAAUUUCGUUAAGCAUCAAGGUUACCCAAAAAUCAAAAGUAAAAAAAAAAAAAAAAAAAAAAAAAAAAAAAAAAAAAAAAAAAACAAGGUGCAACUUGGUGCUGUCCGUUAUGGGCAAGUUAUGUCAUCUGCGAGAUAAAACUGUUUUGACACAAACCAUACAUUAGACUGUCAGAUUUAUACCGACAAAUAUACACAAUAUGUUCAAAGCGCACUAUUGGUUAAUUAUGAUGCUUUUAAUUUUAGUGUUUUACCUUAAUUUAACCGUUUCAACUAAAUGAAUUUACGUCCAAUUGAUAUCGCUGUUACGCUUUUUUCUUAAAUAUAUAAUAAACAUAAAACAUUAUGUACAGUUUAAAUUAUUACCAGUCAAUAUCUGGCAGAGACAGAAACAAAAAAAGCAAGUGUAAUAAUAGAAUCAUGUAGGUUCCUGAAUUAUAAUUUCCUGAGUUUAAGUUCAAUGACCUUCUUUUAAGUAUUAUAGAAUUGCUUGAAAAAAAGCCUUUUUGGAACAUCUAUCGCAUUGAAGAGGUGACCUGUCUUUGGGGGAUAUCAUUUACAGUAUUAAUUUUGUGACGUAUUGUUAGAGAAAGUUGGUACAAUAUUAACGUUGUAACCAGCUUUUGAUAUCACUAUGUACAAAACUAAUGUAUUGAAUUGUUUUUGAAGAAAGUAGGUACACUUUUUACAUAGUGAACUGUUUUGAGGAAUGGUGUUGCAAUUUUAACGUUACAAGUAACCUGAUUUUAGGCAGACAGUUGCAAUAUUUAUGUAGUGAUCUGUUUUAGAGAAAAGUUGAUACAUAUUUAACGCAGUGACCUGCGUCUGAAGAAAGUUGCUGCAAUAUCAAAGCUGUGACCUGUUUUUGGAAAAGUAUAAUGAUGCAAUAUUAACGUAGUGACCUGCUUUGGAAGAAUGUUGGUGCGUUGUAAACUGUUCUGGGAAAAGUUGGUGCAUCUGUGACCUGUUUUUGUAAAUGAGAAAAUUAGGUACACUAUAAUCAUUGCUGUCUGGCACCGUCGCUUUGUAAGACCAGCCAGUGGAUUUCAGCCAAAAGACAGAAUUGUCUCAAAAUAUUUAACAUGCCUUUCGUUUCAGUGACCGUUCUAUUAUCCUUUUUUUUACUGGUAUUAUCUAGUAAAUGUUUGAAACAGAUCCGAGGAUAUGGGAACCGCAGCGUCUCUUUAAAAGUGAUUUGACAAAGGAGUUGAUGAGUUUCAAGUUUUUUUAUUAUUUCAUUUUCAACUUGCAGUUAUUUAAACUUAUUUUAUUUUCUUUGGUAAACUUUACUGGUUUUAUAAAACGACAUUGACAUUUCUAAGUUGAGAUUUGUUUUACAAAAGAAUUUAAAGUGUUUAUACCACGGUGUUUUUUCCCCUAAAACGAUGAAGUACAUGUUGUAACAAUUGUAACAUAGAGAGGUUAUAGACAAAAUAUGUAUGCACCUCAAUAAAAGAUAUCUGAAGCAAAGUAUAAUUAUUAUUAUUAUCAUAACAGUACCUUAGUGUACAAUGUUGCAUUGGGCUCGAGUGGAUUUUGCCAGGCCUUGAUUCUAUAAGGUGCUUGCGCCGAGUGUGAGCAGACCAGGAAAAAUCCACGAGAACCGAAUGCAUUAUUGAAGAUCAAGGUACUUUUUCAAUAUAGCAGAGAAAACUGAGUAUAACUUUAGAUAGAUGAAACUGAAAUUUUGUUUUAACCGGUAGACAUUUUGAAGUAUGGAACAUCGAGACGCCAUCAUUACGUCAUUUCUGAUUGAAUAUUUUUCCAUUUCCGACGGGAAUGGAAAACAGGCUUUUGUAUUCGUUAUUGAAAUACAUGCUGUAUCUGAGACAUAAUUCGUAGUUUUAUAAUAAACCUUUUUAUUCAACGUACACGAAAGGCAAGUAUAUAUGCAUUUCGCACCAGAUUCUUGCAAUGCAAUUUUUGGUAAAAUUGGAUUAAUAAAUUGUAGCGGGCAUAGACACGUCAAUAUAUACUUUGAGAGGUGCGAUACUACAUAUGGUGGCCUUUCCUGACAUACAUGACAAGGUGCAAGAAGAAAUUGAAAGAGCUGUUGGCAGAGAUAGACUGCCUGGCAUUAAUGACCGGCCUAAUCUUGGUUACACGGAAGCUGUGUUGCAUGAAAGUAUGCGUCUGGGAACAGUAAGUCCAUUAGGAAUAUCACACAUGACCAUUUGUGACGCUGAAGUUGCUGGGUACAGGAUACCUAAAGGAGCAACAAUUAAUGUCAAUCAAUGGGCCCUACACCAUGAUCCAGACGCUUGGGACGAAGCUGAUCGUUUCAUUCCUGAACGAUUUUUAGACGAGAAUGGAAAACUCGGACCUAAACCAAAGAACUGGCUGCCAUUUUCAGCAGGACAGAGAGUAUGCCUAGGAGAAUUCGUAGCUAAACCGAAGCUGCAUUUGAUCUUUGCAUGCUUGAUGCAGCGUUACAAGUGGAGAAUGAUAUCUGGAAAAUGCCCGGAUUUAACAGAAGUUUGCGGAAUAUAUGGCCUCAGCUACAAACCGUAUAAGGUCAUCAUAGAAAAAAGAACAUGUUAAAUAAUUAUAAGAGUUCGAAGUAGCAGAAAGGCUAAAGGUAUUCAAACUUCUCUCAUUCUGAUACCAGUUACGGUGUUACCAAUGGCAUAGCUGUAUAAUGUACGUUAUAUGUGCGUAAUGUUAUCACAUUUUAUAGAAAAGCCUUAAAAUGAUAUAAUUACACCAGAAGAAUGGUAGCUAAAUAGCUUUACCGUAUCCUGACAUGAAAUGCAUGACUACAUAUUAAUGUAUUGUGUUUAACAAAUAUUCCAGUGUUCGCUAACUUGCACACAGUAAACUGUUUAUAAUCAGAAAUAGAUUAACAGUAUAAGAUGGCAUGGAGGCUGCUGUAGAUUUCAUCGCACCCGGCUGUUAUCGGAUGAUUAAAUCAGAUUUUUGUAACAAUGUGAUAUGCUGUUGUUUGCAUAUGUUUAGCAAAGCGUGUUUUACUUAAAUCAAUACACUCAAAAUCGGUUAUACGUCGCCAGAAUAAUUCACUCAAGCUACGCUUUUGUGUAAUUAUUUCGCGAACGUAUAACGUCUUUUUCGUGUUUUUCUAAUAUGUGUUUCGAAGCUGUAUAAUCCUAUCUCUACAAAGCAAGGGAAUAUAUUGAAGAUUUUUUAAUACAAAAGGACUUUUGUUUACAUCCGCGAAAACUGAUGGCAAAAUAACUGGAUAAAUGUUAGUGUACAAACUAGUCAAACAUAAUCUGACAAAUAAGUAAAUAACAUUACAACAAAAGCAAAAGUUCAGCAAAACCCACCUCUGGUAUCCAUAUGGAGAAACAUUCCCUGGCUAUGUAGAGAUAACAACGGAGUAAGUUAAAACGAUUUAUUCUAAAUUGUUUAGAAUAUUUAAUUACUUAGUUUUUCUGCAUUCCCACUGUUUUGGCUUAUGACAGCUAAUAGGGUCAACCUUGAUUAUUUGUCCAACAGAAAUGUAUCCGGUGUAUGUCAUAACACAUGAGAAAAAUGUUCAUUUUUAUAUGCCUAAAUAACUAAUUAUAAACUAGCUAGAAAUGCCUUUUAUGUGUGGACAAGCCAUCUGUGAAAUGUUAACGUGUUGUAUAUUCUUAAUUUACAUAAAGUACAUCGUUUGAGCAUGCAAUGUAAUCAUGCACCUGUUAAUCUGUUGACAUGUUACUAUUGAUUUUCUGUGCUAAUCACAUUCGGAUGUUCUAAUCUAUUCGAAGUGAGAUAAUUGAUUAUACUCACAAAAUGAUCGAGAAAAUCUGUCAGCUAAGAAAUGCGCACUAUUUUACAAACUCUGUAUAUCUAAAAUCUUAAGGCUGCUUUAGAAAUUUAGCCGCCUCACCAACGCACAAAACUGAAAUACUUUAAAGAGUUAACAUCUGUAAAUGGAAUAUACAGCUUCGAAUGGUGCAUUUUAUUUGUUUUUAUAUUACAUAUUAAUGGAAUGUAAGACAGAUAUUUGUAUUAAUAUAUAGCUUGAAUAAGAGUGAAAGGUUGUGACGUUAAAUUUGCAAACACAAGAGGUGGGAUAGCUUUUGAUCGAAGCUGCACACUAUGGUACCAAACAAGUAUAAUAACCGGUAUCUAUAAAGUUUAAAUUAAUUCAGUCGUAAUUUUUUUAACAAUGGAGAGUCCCGUUUAUUGGUGUUUUACACCUGGCACGCUAAAGAAACAGGAAAUCUCCUAGAAUUGGAGUGUCUUCAGUAUCUCCCACUCCGAUUGUGUAUGAAAAUGUUAAAAGAAAGCAAAACUUUUGAACAAAUUAGAUGACAAUCGCCUUCUUAAUACUCAUCUGCCGACAACAGCACAAUCACAUUGUUAAAAAGUCUCUUAGUUAAUGUUUUAAUAAUAACCAGACGUGUUGAAACGUAAAGAAGCUUUUAUGUCAUGUUACACUGUGAAUCAAUUGUUGGCGAAUUAGCAAAUACUGGAAUAUUUUCUGUUACACAUUUCCUUAGUUAAUAAUAUCAGGAUAGGGUCAAGCUAU
Messenger RNA from Mercenaria mercenaria, 7641 nucleotides. RefSeq names its product cytochrome P450 2U1-like. Gene Ontology annotation, molecular function: heme binding; iron ion binding; steroid 17-alpha-monooxygenase activity. The coding region runs from base 5160 to 5702 and encodes 180 amino acids. The record is from RefSeq and is a predicted model, not a curated record. NCBI's taxonomy places the organism in Eukaryota, Metazoa, Mollusca, Bivalvia, Venerida, Veneridae. The transcript is spliced from 3 exons. Gene Ontology annotation, biological process: progesterone metabolic process; hormone biosynthetic process.